GUUGAAUCAAACGUUAAAUAAUGGCAACAGGUGAUUUAAAAAGAAGCUUACGGAACUUAGAACAAGUGCUUCGCUCGCUAAAUUACCCUAGAGAGGUGGACUGUGUAGGUUUGGUAAAGGGAGAUACAGCAGCCUCUCUGCCCAUCAUCAGCUAUUCCCUUACCUCAUACUCACCCUAUGUAGCAGAACUUCUGGUCGACUCCAAUGUUGAGCUCCUAGCAAAGAAUGACUUGCGCUUCAUAGAUACUGUCUAUAAGCUUCUUCGUGAUCAAUUUAAUUAUAAACCAAUCUUGACAAAAAAGCAGUUUAUCCAGUGUGGAUUUGCAGAAUGGAAAAUCCAAAUUAUAUGUGAUAUUUUGAAUUGUGUGAUGAAAAAGCACAAGGAGUUGAGUAGUCUUGAGAAGACUCCAUCACAACAAAGAAAAAAGACCAGUUCUGCCAAGUCAGAACCUUGUUCAAGUGCUGAGAAGACAUCUACUGAACCUGUGGGCAUUGAUGUCACUGGCAGAUUUGUGACUUCAGGAAAGAAGAAAGCUGUGGUGAUCCGACAUCUGUACAAUGAAGAUGGUGCUAACGUUCCUGAAGAUACAGUAACAGAUGUUAACGAAGCAUUUGAUGUUUGUGACUUAAAGGCUGCUGAAAUAAUUCCUGAAUUACAGGUUCCUGACAUUAACUGUGAACAACAAGAUAUAAAAGUCAAUCCUGAGGUUACUGCAUUACAGUCUAUGCUUGCUGAAUGCCAAGAAAAGCUUAAGAAACUGACUUGCAUAGAGAGUAGAUUAGAAUCUUUGGAAGAAAAAAUGAAAGGGAAAGUGAUGGUGAAUGAAAAAACCUGGGCUAAUCUUCUGAGUCGUGUCACUCUUCUUGAAACAGAAAUGCUUUUAUCUAAAAAGAAUAAUGAAUAUAUAGAGUUUAAUGAGAUGAGUGAAGACUAUGCUUCCAGUAGUGACAUGGACAGUCUCAAUCCAGACAGAAAAAGCAAAGAGGAAAGGCAUGCAAAUAUUCCCUUAUCCUUUGGUUAUAGUACGGUGUCAUCAAAUUCAACUCCCAGAACCUCAACUGUUAAUUACUGUGGUUUGAAAGAGAUCUCAGAGAACCUUCCCGCGUGGAGUGUCCCAUCCUCUUGUUCCCACCCUGGCCGGCUGCAUUCUAGGCCUCCUCCAUCCAGCUCGUCCUGGACUGUCCUGGGUCCCUCUCCUGGGUUGCCUCUUCAUUUCUGGGAACCCAUGUCUCCCUUCCCUUGCUGCACUCGGAUGUUUUAGGGGAGCUCCUCCACUAAACCCGGAGCCCCUUCUUCAGCAGUAAGUCUCUCAGUAGGUGGACCUUGACCCUCCGCUUUUCCUUCCUGCAGCAUCGUCCUUGUUCAUCUGAUUUCCGUUUUCCACCAGCUCAUG
This is a messenger RNA of Budorcas taxicolor (takin), 1394 nucleotides long. RefSeq names its product centrosomal protein 44 (gene CEP44). Gene Ontology annotation, cellular component: centrosome; spindle pole. Bases 21 to 1262 code for a protein of 413 amino acids. Lineage: Eukaryota; Metazoa; Chordata; Mammalia; Artiodactyla; Bovidae. The transcript has 9 exons. The record is from RefSeq and is a predicted model, not a curated record.